Amphiprion ocellaris (clown anemonefish) is the source of this 3270-nucleotide messenger RNA. RefSeq names its product fizzy/cell division cycle 20 related 1b (gene fzr1b). Gene Ontology annotation, cellular component: anaphase-promoting complex. Gene Ontology annotation, molecular function: anaphase-promoting complex binding; protein binding; ubiquitin ligase activator activity. NCBI's taxonomy places the organism in Eukaryota, Metazoa, Chordata, Actinopteri, Pomacentridae. Bases 290 to 1753 code for a protein of 487 amino acids. The record is from RefSeq and is a predicted model, not a curated record. Gene Ontology annotation, biological process: positive regulation of anaphase-promoting complex-dependent catabolic process; positive regulation of ubiquitin protein ligase activity; anaphase-promoting complex-dependent catabolic process. The transcript has 14 exons.
GCUACAGCUGAUUCGGUCGCCAUCUUUGUCGCGAACAUAAACAACGCCAGGGAGUCGCAGGUUUGGUGCUCGGAUGUUCCGCCGCCGCUCGGAGGAAAACCACGACAGUCCGCCCGCCGCCGCGCCGCUCGCUUCCACCGGAGAUGACGGUUGACUUGGUGACCUGAGCCUCCGUGUCACAGUCGAGAUGGGGCUCCUCUGCGUGUUUGCUCGCCGGCAGGGAGCGGGGGUUUAAAGGGGCUCUGGGAGGGCAGCAGAGGGGCCUUUGCUGCUCGUCAGCCCUGAAGAGAUGGACCAAGAGUACGAGAGGCGGCUGCUGAGGCAAAUCAACCACCAGAACCUGCCCACAGAGGGCCGCCUGACCAAGUGUUUAAGUGCUACCUGUAGUCCUGUCAGUGUUAAGUCUGGGGACCGCUUCAUUCCCACCCGAGCUGGAAGCAACUGGAGCAUCAACUUCCACUAUGCCAAUGAGAACUGUCGCUCUCCCAGUCAGAACCAUAAAGCGAAGGAUGCCAGCUCAGAUUCAAGCAAAGAUGCUGUAGCGUAUGCAGCCCUGCUCAGGAACGAGCUGCUCGGGGCAGGAAUAGAGACAGUGCCGGACCCUCAUACAGACGACCGGCGGCAUGCAGUCCUCUCUCAAGACUCUCACAGCCUUUUUAGGUACACUGUCCACACUAAGAGAGUGCCUUUCGAUAGCGAUAAUGAAGUCUCCCCAUACUCCCUUUCUCCGCUUAGUAACAAGAGUCACAAGCUGCUCCGCUCCCCUCGCAAACCGGCCCGAAAGAUCUCCAAGAUCCCCUUCAAAGUGCUGGACGCUCCGGAGCUGCAGGACGACUUCUACCUCAACCUGGUAGACUGGUCAGCGGGCAACCUGCUCAGUGUCGGCCUGGGAGCCUGCGUCUACCUGUGGAGUGCCUGCACCAGCCAGGUGACAAGGUUAUGUGACCUUUCAGUGGAUGGAGACUCUGUUACAUCAGUUUGUUGGAAUGAGAGGGGAAGUCUGGUCGCUGUGGGAACACACAAGGGAUACGUUCAGAUCUGGGAUGCAGCAGGAGGGAGGAAGCUGACCAGUCUGGAGGGUCACUCAGCCCGAGUAGGUGCCCUGGCGUGGAAUGGGGAGCAGCUGUCGUCUGGAAGCCGGGACAGAGUGAUCCUACAGCGGGACGUCAGAACACCCCCCUCUGCUGAGAGGAGGCUGCAAGGUCACAGGCAGGAAGUUUGUGGUCUCAAAUGGUCUCCUGACCACCAGCACCUCGCCUCUGGAGGCAACGACAACAAGUUGUUGGUGUGGAACAGCUCCAGCCUGCUUCCUGUGCAGCAGUACAGCGACCACCUGGCAGCAGUGAAGGCCAUCGCCUGGUCUCCUCACCAACACGGGCUGCUGGCGUCAGGCGGCGGCACCGCGGAUCGCUGCCUGCGGUUCUGGAACACGCUGACGGGUCAAGCACUGCAGAGCACGGACACCGGCUCCCAGGUCUGCAACCUGGCCUGGUCCAAACACGCCAACGAACUGGUGAGCACCCAUGGCUACUCUCAGAACCAGAUUCUGGUGUGGAAGUAUCCAUCACUAACACAGGUGGCCAAGUUGACAGGACACUCCUACAGAGUCUUAUAUCUGGCCGUGUCCCCGGAUGGAGAGGCAAUUGUUACAGGAGCUGGAGAUGAGACACUACGUUUCUGGAACGUCUUUAGUAAGACACGCUGCACAAAGGAGUCCAAGUCAGUGCUGAACCUCUUCACAAGAAUACGAUAAUAAACAGCCGGGGACAGGACUGCUUUUGAGAAGAGCCUGCGGGGCUGCAGUUGAAAUGCACAGUGUCAAGAACACAACAACAGCACUCACGGACUAGUCUGUAGACCCCUCUGUCAGCGCACCAACCUUCACUGCGACACUUUUUUCUACAAAGGAUGCAGCCCAAACUUCCAAUGAACGACAACUGCCAUCCCUCAAAGUGAUGUCACUGAGUUAAAAAAGAACACAGAACAAAACAAAACAAGAAAUCUGAGGGCUGUACUAUGAAGCAGGAUUAGUGGGUUAGUGAGGUACGUUGAGCCUAAAGUCAAGAGUUUUCAGUGUCAUGAAGGUGGCUCUCUUUUAACCUGUUUGAUCACCGUGGUAACUGAUGCUGCACACAUCGGCUGUAUGAAGUGUCACCUUUAACCAGGUCUUUUCCUGACAAUUUUCUCUAUGUGUGAUGUAGAUUCUCAGACGAGGGGGGUAUGUUUUAUCGGCAAACCUGUUGAAUUGUACGUUAGUAAUCCCACUGAGUGAAGCUGUUCACUUGUACGCAACACGUUUCCACAGGAUCCAACAUGCAAUCAGUUGGUGAUGCAGAAAAUGCAGUUCUGUUUUUAUUUUUGGUCCUGAUUACUGUUUUACACUGCUGAUGCUGCAGCUAAUGGAACACAGAUUUGAAAAUCGAUCAGUCUGUUAGUAUUUGUAAUUGAGAAUAUUCAGUCAGUCACGUUAAUUUCUAAAAAACACUAAAGUGGUUUCCACAUAUUUUUCAUUAUAGGACAAUGUCAGACCUAAUUACACUUCUUGAAUAUCAUGAAUGAAGUUAAAAGAUUCGUAGCUGGGAUGUGUAGCUGUCACGUUGGGAAAAAUUGGUGAUAAAAUGAAUAUACUAACAUUUGUAAUUAUCAGUUUUCCACCAGAUUUCCUCUCUUAAAUCAUUUGCAAUAACUGGUUUUUCCUGCACUGGAUUUUUAUCUUCCUCAUAACCUGCUCCUCUUGACUGACGUAUCGGCACAGCAUCAGUUCUUUUUGUGUGGAAUAAGAGUCACAUGAAGCAUCUUUUUUUUUUUUUUAAAUGAGAGCACACAGAGUCUGAAAAAGAAAGUUGAUAAGAGCCGUCACGAUAUUUGUUAUCUCUGACUGUGGUUUUAGGUUUUGCGAAGCCAGCUAACCCAAACAAAGCCUGGCUGCGUUGAUCUUGCUUCAUACUACACCCCUCUGUUGUCACGACGAAUUUGUCCGCUUACAAAAGUUGGUCUUGUUCUCUUUUCUGUUGUGGAAGUGAUUAAGUUGUUUUAUUAUAUAUUAGCAGAAAUAUACAUGUACAAGAGUUCUAAGCUAUAUAACAUAAUGACGUAACAUUUUUAAAAGGCUCUCCUUUGUAACAGAGAGGAGAUGAAGCCUGGCUGGCGUAGGGGGGGGGGGUUUCUAUAUUUUGAUAAUGUGUGAAUAUGAUCUACAGGAGUAUGCAACAGAAGAGGAACAAUAAAUAAGUGAACAAACACACAGUUGCUCAUGCAGCUGCAACAACA